GUUUUAUUCUUUCUUUUUAAGGCUGCAAGGGAGACGAACGUGUUUGAGGCUCAGGGGUAAGAAAGUGGUUGGUUGAAGACACCGAAGACAGAGAUGUGCGAUGGGGCGGGGUGGGACUGGCUCCGAGGGACUGGCUUAACAGUGGGAAUGGAGAAGAGGGAUCCCCAUCCACCCCCGCAGGAAACGCUCCAACAUUUGGAGGUGUGUGUGCCUGAGUGUGCCUGUUUGUGCGGUGGGGAUUAGCUCCGACUCCUGCAGACACCAUCACUCAUGACGAAGCUGAUUCCCCUCACGCGGCCCAAGGCGCACACGCGCGAUCCACGACCACGCCCGCACACACUUGACACACACAGGGCAUUCGAGGGUCCGGUUGCCAUGGCGAGCAGGAGCGCGUGAGCCCAGCCGCCCCUCCCGCCCCCGGCGAGCCCAGUCAACUCCCACUCUGAUUGGUCGCUGCCUCCUCAUUAUGCAAAUCAUUUGCGUAGACUCGGCGGCCAGCUGCCUGACGUCACCAAGCACGGGGGCUGGGGCUCGGGGCUCGGCUCCGGGAGAGCUCGGGCGGGAGCCCAGAGAGCGGUGCACGGGGACCUCAAGCCAGACCCCAGCGUCCAGCCACCUCGGCCCGGGCCCGCCCCGCCCCGGCCCCGCCCCUUUCUGGCCCGCCCCACCCCCUCUACGCCCCUCCACCCGGACCCCGCCCCCUGGGCAGCCCCCCGCCCUCUCCGCCCGGGCCCCGCCCCCUCCCCCUGGCCCUCGCCACUGGUCCAGGGAGGGGACGGCGGGACAGGCGGGAUCGGUGGGACCGGCGGGAGGGCGGACAGGGCGGGGACAUGGCCGCGGCGCCCGGAGGGUCAGCGCAGCCAGCCGGCCCCGGCCCGCGCCUGGGUUUCAGCACCGCGGACAGCGGCGUCGGCAUGAGCGGGCUAAACCCCGGUCCCGCCGUGCCCAUGAAGGACCACGACGCCAUCAAGCUCUUCGUGGGGCAGAUCCCGCGGGGCUUGGACGAGCAGGACCUCAAGCCGCUGUUCGAGGAGUUCGGCCGCAUCUACGAACUGACGGUGCUGAAGGACCGGCUCACCGGCCUCCACAAAGGCUGUGCCUUCCUCACCUACUGCGCCCGGGACUCUGCUCUCAAGGCCCAGAGUGCACUGCACGAGCAGAAGACCCUGCCAGGGAUGAAUCGUCCGAUUCAAGUGAAGCCAGCUGCCAGUGAGGGCCGAGGAGAGGACCGAAAGCUGUUUGUGGGGAUGCUGGGCAAGCAGCAGGAUGAGGAGGACGUCAGACGCCUGUUCCAGCCCUUCGGCCACAUCGAGGAGUGCACGGUCCUGCGGAGUCCUGACGGCACCAGUAAAGGCUGUGCCUUUGUGAAGUUCGGGAGUCAAGGGGAAGCUCAGGCGGCCAUCCAGGGUCUACACGGCAGCCGGACCAUGGCGGGUGCCUCGUCCAGCCUCGUGGUCAAGCUGGCAGACACCGACCGGGAGCGCGCGCUGCGGCGGAUGCAGCAGAUGGCUGGCCAGCUGGGUGCCUUUCACCCGGCGCCACUGCCGCUGGGGGCCUGCAGUGCCUACACCACGGCGAUCCUGCAGCACCAGGCGGCCCUGCUGGCGGCGGCACAGGGCCCAGGCCUAGGCCCGGUGGCGGCAGUGGCGGCCCAGAUGCAGCACGUGGCAGCCUUCAGCCUGGUGGCUGCGCCUCUGUUGCCCGCAGCAGCAGCCAACUCUCCACCCGGCAGCGGUCCUGGCACCCUCCCAGGUCUACCGGCGCCCAUCGGGAUCAAUGGAUUCGGCCCUCUGACCCCCCAGACCAACGGGCAGCCGGGCUCCGACACGCUCUACAAUAACGGACUGUCCCCUUACCCAGCCCAGAGCCCCGGCGUGGCUGACCCCCUGCAGCAGGCCUACGCUGGGAUGCACCACUACGCAGCAGCCUAUCCAUCGGCCUAUGCCCCGGUGAGCACAGCUUUUCCCCAGCAGCCUUCAGCCCUGCCCCAGCAGCAGAGAGAAGGCCCGGAAGGCUGUAACCUCUUCAUCUAUCACCUGCCUCAGGAGUUUGGUGAUGCGGAACUCAUCCAGACAUUCCUGCCCUUUGGAGCUGUUGUCUCUGCCAAAGUCUUUGUGGAUCGAGCCACCAACCAGAGCAAAUGUUUUGGGUUUGUUAGUUUUGACAAUCCAACUAGUGCCCAGACUGCUAUUCAGGCGAUGAAUGGCUUUCAAAUUGGCAUGAAGAGGCUCAAGGUGCAGCUAAAGCGGCCCAAGGAUGCCAACCGGCCUUACUGACCGGCUCUCACCGGCCAGCCACAGAGAGAAACAGAAGAGUGAGAAGAAAGGAGAGGAAAAGCACAGAAGCGCUUGAGCAGCUCUUCCCGAAGGCGCAGCUGCGGACAGAGGUGGAUCGGACCCAAGGCUGGUGCCUGGGGCUAAGGCCACGCUAAGGACUGUUUUUAUCAAGUGGGUUGUCUGUGCCUGCAGCCGAGAGCUCAGGCUGGCAGAGCAACUAGGGCUGGCUGAGGAGUGACUGUCCAGGGGAACCAGCAGAGGGCGCUGGGGAUGCCAAGGGCUUCUCCACUGGGGACGCCCAGAUUUACUUCUUUCAAAAUCAUAUCAUUCCUUAGAGUUUAGGGACCAAAGGACUAUUGCUUUUUUAAGAAUAUAUAUAUAUAUAUAUAAAUUAAAACAAAGAAAAAAGAGAAACAACAAAAAAAGACAGUUUAGAGUCUCAUAAAAGCUGCCUUUAAAUAUCCCUAGGAGACAGGGUGAAGGAGACCUUAGACAGCCCCAGUCUAGGCAGAGGGAGGCUGUGGAAAGAUUGUUCUGUGUCUCAUUCCCUCUUAAGCCACUUCCCCACCCUGCCCUUUUAAAAGUAAUUAAGAAUGUGAGGUCUAGGCUCACAUGCGGGUAAUGAGAAAGUUAUGGACGCAGUGAACUCGCAAUCCACAAUCCCCAAACUCAGAGUGCAUCCCGGAAGAGGCCCCAGGCGGAGCUCAGGCCUGCCCUGGUCUUUGCCAUCCCAGGAGGCCCGCUAGCCAGCAAGAGUGGGACUGCCUUUUCUGUGGAACCGCUGCUUCCCCAGGCAGGAAGAAAGAGGGAGUUCUGGCCACCUGAGGCUUUCCCUUACCAAUCCAGGUAACAGAGGCCCUGCCUUUGGCUGAGCUGAGACACCUCCUGUUUCCCCUCCCCUUGAACCAGUCCUAGUGUCCUCUUGCUUCAGGCUACCUUCUGUCUCUUAGUCUAAGUUUGCCCACCUGUAAAGUAGAUUCAGGAUAUCUGUAGAGGGCUGGGACAACAGACUUAGAAGGUUUGCUACUGUAUAUACUGCCAUUGAGAAGGGGAAAUUUUUCAAUAUGUAGAAGCUUCAGAAUUAGAGGUCCCUCUUUACCCCGGACCUGGGAGGGAAGUAGAUGUUUUGCCAAAAUACUUCUUCAUUCCUUUAAAAAGUACAUCUUUCCUAUGCAAGAGUGUCUCACAUGUGCUUAACCGAGGUGCUUCUAGUUGGUGAGCAGUGUUGAGCUUAGAAGUGGUGUGUGCUCUGUCUGUCUGUCUUUGUCUGUCUGUUGUAUACAGUGGGUGCCAUAUAAAGCUGAUCAAUGGUGGUGCUUCCUGCCUGCUUCUGUGAGAUGGGCAAACGAUUCAGCUUAGAACACCAUGACUCACCUUGCCUUGGUCAGCCUUUCCUGGGCCUGCAGGGCCUUCCACAUAUUUUUCCCAGGAGAAUUUCCCCUCCACCCCACAGACAUGAAUCAGCUUAGUCUGAGGCCCUAGCUGUGCUGUCUAGGGUCACUCUAAUCCCCAGAUGUUGCUGAGGCUGAAGGCCUCUGAUCUGAUAACACAUCAGAUAGCAAAAGAUGUGGGAGUGGGGUUGGAGGGCUCCUCCUUCAUAACAGUUUCUAAGAAAACCUGUUCCCACCUGUU
Messenger RNA from Sapajus apella (tufted capuchin), 3908 nucleotides. RefSeq names its product CUGBP Elav-like family member 6 (gene CELF6). The transcript is spliced from 13 exons. Gene Ontology annotation, cellular component: nucleus; ribonucleoprotein complex; cytoplasm. The record is from RefSeq and is a predicted model, not a curated record. NCBI's taxonomy places the organism in Eukaryota, Metazoa, Chordata, Mammalia, Primates, Cebidae. Gene Ontology annotation, biological process: regulation of alternative mRNA splicing, via spliceosome; mRNA splice site recognition. The coding region runs from base 831 to 2276 and encodes 481 amino acids. Gene Ontology annotation, molecular function: mRNA binding.